AUGAGUGCAAUAUUUGCUGAGUUCAAGGCAGCUCAGCUGGUGGGCUCUGGCUCUGCACUGGCAGCUACAAUUACUCCUGUCGCUUCCCCAAAGGACCCAGAUAGGCUUCGAGAUUUCUAUUAUUUCACAAAUGCCGCCAAUGUUCAGUCAGAUGUCCGAUUUGCUGUCCUUCAAGACCGUUCAACGGGGAUCAAACUCCCCAAGCAAGAAGGCAAUGCGUGGGUGGAUGUUUUUGUGGCGUUUUGGAAGGCUGUGGCGGAAAUAGUUGAAAUUGAAGAGUCUCCUCAGACAGGGAGCUGGAACAAAGUAUUCAAUGCUUGGAAGCAGGUUGCCAACCUUCUCAUACGCGGAUACACGAAUGGCGGGUUCCAGGCCUGGACAUUGCCUUGCUUAUAUAUCGUAGGGAGAUACCUUCGGAUAUUCGCAAUGGAAGCGGAUUCCUGCACGUCUCAGGAUUUAGAUACGUUUAAUGACAGCUUCCGGGAUGAUGUUGUUUCUGAUGCCAGUAAAAAUGCGAAGCUGGAGGAGUCGUCUCAAAUCAUCAACAGGAUGUUCACAUUAUGUCUCCAUGACAGGGCACCUCUCGAAGAAUCACGUAAAUGGGGCGUAUAUAACACAGUGAACCUUUCCUUCAAGACGUAUUUUAAGCUCGGAGCAAUUUCAUCGUGUAAGAGCCUGUUGCGGGCCAUCGAAGCCUCGCAUGCAGAUUUACCACCCAUAUCCGCUUUCCCCAAGUCUCAUAUUGUCACUUUCAAAUACUAUCUUGGAGUGAUCUGUUUUCUUGAAGAGAACUAUGCAGAGGCUGAGGUGCAUCUAACCUAUGCCUGGAAAAUGUGCCAUCCUGAAGCGAAGAAAAAUAGAGAACUCAUCCUUACCUACCUUAUCCCCUGCCACAUUGUCACGACUCACACGCUACCAACACAUCGACUCCUGGCCCCCUACCCUCGCCUAGAGAGCUUAUACAGCCCCUUGAGCAAAUGUAUCAAGAAGGGCGAUCUCACAGGCUUCGAUGCAGCUAUGGCCGCCGGAGAAAAUGAGUUCGUCAGAAGACGUAUCUAUCUACCUCUCGAACGGGGUCGGGACAUUGCGCUGCGCAAUCUCUUCCGCAAAGUUUUCUUGGCUGGAGGAUUUGAUCCACCAGUUAAUGGUCAAUCACCUAUCAGACGCACGCGAGUCCCGGUUGCAGAAUUCGCGGCUGCCAUUAGAUUGGGGAACAAGGUGGAUGAGAAGGCGCCGCUGGACAUGGACGAAGUUGAAUGCUUCCUGGCUAACUUAAUAUACAAGGUGGCUGCUAACUCCAUUGAUCAACAAUUCCGUCCUAGUCCCCGUGGGGUCCUGGGCCCCGACACCAUUUGUCUGCUGACCUACUGA
This is a messenger RNA of Paracoccidioides brasiliensis Pb18, 1371 nucleotides long. RefSeq lists its product as uncharacterized. Gene Ontology annotation, molecular function: RNA binding; double-stranded DNA binding. Bases 1 to 1371 code for a protein of 456 amino acids. Gene Ontology annotation, biological process: transcription elongation by RNA polymerase II; post-transcriptional tethering of RNA polymerase II gene DNA at nuclear periphery; poly(A)+ mRNA export from nucleus. Gene Ontology annotation, cellular component: transcription export complex 2. The transcript is spliced from 5 exons. The record is from RefSeq and is a predicted model, not a curated record.